AUGUGGACGACUACCAGCGGCUUAAGUGGCCGGCCACUUCGGCUGAGCAUCACCUUCGCCGCUGUCGUUGGUUUCUCGCUCUUCGGCUAUAACCAGGGCAUGAUGGCCGGCAUCCUCAGCGGCACAGAGUUUACCGCCAACUUUCCUAUUCUCGCAAUGCCCGACGACGCGACCGCAUCUCAAAAACACUACAUCGAUGUCAUUCGCGGUGCUGUCACCUCUUGCUAUGAGCUUGGCUGCUUCUUCGGCGCUUUGUUCUCCAUGUUUUACGGCGACAGACUUGGUCGGACUCGCCUGAUCUGUAUGGGUGCCAGUAUCUUGAUCCUGGGCGCCCUGAUCACAACACUCUGCUUCACUGGAAAAUGGGAAGUUGGUCAAUUCGUCAUUGGCCGUGUUGUGUCAGGUGUUGGAAAUGGAUUGAACACGGCCACGAUCCCGGUAUGGCAAUCGGAAUGCUCUGGUGCCCACAACCGUGGCUUCCUGGUCUGUUUCGAGGGCGCUAUGAUUGCUGGUGGCACCUUUAUUGCCUACUGGGUAGUCUUCGGUCUCUCGUAUGUCCCAGAAUCUGUUCAGUGGCGAUUUCCCGUGGCCCUUCAAAUAUUCUUCGCACUGAUUGUGGCCGCCGGUGCCCUGAUGCUCCCGGAUUCCCCAUCAUGGUUUGUCAAGAGAGGACUUGACAAAGAAGCUUGUGAAGUUCUUGGCAAACUUAAGGGAACUUCCCCUGAUUCCGAUGAAGUGCUUCGUGAUUUUAAUUUCUUAAAACAAGAUGUGGAAUCAUCGAAGAACACCCAGUCAAACUGGAAGACCGUCUUCACAUUUGGUAAGACGCAGGAAUUCCAACGUCUCCUUAUUGGUUGCUCUGGUCAGUUUUUCCAGCAGUUUACUGGCUGUAAUGCUGCUAUUUACUACUCAACUCUUCUCUUUGAAGAGCAUCUUCAUAUGGAGAAGGAACUUUCUUUGAUUAUGGGUGGUGUAUUUGCAACUGUUUAUGCUAUCGCAACUAUCCCAUCCUUUUUUAUGAUUGAAAAGGUCGGACGCCGAAAUCUCUAUUUAAUUGGCUUCCUAGGCCAAGGUCUAAGCUUUGUCAUCACCUUCUCUUGCUUGAUUAAAGAAUCCGAGCAGAACUCCAAGGGUGCUGCUGUUGGAAUCUUCCUCUUCAUCGUUUUCUUUGCAUUCACUCUCCUACCACUGCCAUGGAUCUACCCACCGGAAAUCAACCCUCUCCGUACCCGCACUAUCGGUGCAUCGGCCUCGACUUGCACCAAUUGGAUCUGCAAUUUCGCCGUGGUUAUGUUCACUCCGCUUUUCGCUGGCCAGAGUCCAUGGGGAGUCUAUCUCUUCUUCGCUCUAUUCAACUUUUUGGGUGUGAUCUUUGGCUUCUUCUUUUAUGUCGAAACAGCUGGCCGUGAGCUGGAGGAGAUCGAUAUCGUUUAUGCCAAAGCCCAUGUCGAAGGAAAGAUGCCAUGGAAAGUUGCCAAGGACUUGCCCAAGCUUAGCUUUGAAGAGAUCACUCAACAGUCUCGCGAGCUGGGCUUGGAUACCAAUGACCAUGGCGUGCAUGAGAAGAGCGAGCUUGGCCUCACUAGUGCCAGUGAUAGUGACCAGAAGCCCGAGGAGCUCCCGGAGAGGCAGUGA
Penicillium waksmanii is the source of this 1635-nucleotide messenger RNA. RefSeq names its product glucose-inactivated glycerol proton symporter STL1 (gene mfsA). Lineage: Eukaryota; Fungi; Ascomycota; Eurotiomycetes; Eurotiales; Aspergillaceae. The record is from RefSeq and is a predicted model, not a curated record. The transcript has a single exon. The coding region runs from base 1 to 1635 and encodes 544 amino acids. Gene Ontology annotation, biological process: carbohydrate transport; transmembrane transport. Gene Ontology annotation, cellular component: membrane. Gene Ontology annotation, molecular function: carbohydrate:proton symporter activity.